UAGAAAUGAAAUUCACUUUGUUACAUAUAGCAUGUGCAUUAAAAGUUUGUCAAUUUCUAUAUUUGCAUUGCAGUCCAAUAUAUUUUAAUUACCAAUUAGCGUUUGUUCUUAACAACCCAAAUACGUAUUUGUAUGUAUGUGUACAUGUCUCAGUUUCUUCAUUUUAUGUUCUAUUACCGCACUUAUCGCCCAAUAGAAAAAAGGUAACCUAAAAGCUGAUUUACUUCAGCCCAAAAGAUAACAAAAAAUAAAUAAAAAGAUUCAGUUCCUCAGAAGUGCUGUCUCAGUUCUUCCAUGUCUAAAUUUACUGUCCUUUGCUUUUAUUUUUCUGCUGAUCACCUUGAGAUUUUGAGUCAUACCUGAUGCAUUAAAGCAAAAAGCUGGAGCCCUGGAAAUAGGAUGUGACCUCUAACGUUUAGUGCAUCUGGGUUUAGUGUUGCUUAACCCUUGUGUUGUGUUGCAGUUUAAAAUUGACCCACUCCCAUGGGUAUUCCUGUAUUAAAUACCUUAACUUAUUAUUUUCCGACUGAAAUUUGAUGAAUUUUUCUUCUCCACCGUUAGAAUAAGUGAUUAUUUUGUUUAUGUCUCCAUGUGCUGUACACCUCUAGGGUACACAGAUUGUCUUAUGGGUCAUUUUUGAGCCAUGAGACCCAACAUACAAAAAUGAUAGAUAUUUUGUCAUGUUUGUUACAACUUUUGUAAGUUACUACAAUACAUUUUUAAUGUGGAAAGCAGUUUGAAGAUGCCAAAUAUGUUUUAUUGCAUUGUUUAUUGUGUUUCCCAAAAGUUUGUCUCCUCAUUUUUUGGCAGAAAGAGAAAGGGGAAAUAUUUAUAUUAAUUCACAAUAUGUUCCACAACACAGCUUUUCCCCGUGUAAUAACUGAAGAUUAUUUAAGCCCUACCAUUCUAAAAUAAAAAAGCUAUGAAUAAAAAUGAAAGUCUUUGAAUGUUUUUAAUAUAUUUUGUAAUGCAUGUUUAAUUUUUUUUUUUACUGUUUUUGAUGUUGAUUUUUUUAAAGCCUUUUAAAAUGUUUAGAUUUUGCCCAUAAACCUGCUUAAAUUAAAUAUAUAUAUAUUUUUAAGUUUAAAGUUGGUUGAAUAUUCAAAGCUGUUUUAAGAACAUUCCCAGUAUUAAAGGCUGCUUUGGCGCCUUCUCAUCACUGAGCCCCCCCUCCCUCAUUGGUUGUGGUUGAGGACCUGACACUUGAAGCAUGAUCGCCCGCGUGCGCUCAGCCGCUGAUGCGCGCGCGGCGGAGCCCCCCACACAGGAGCGUCACAGCCAGGCAGGCUCUUCUCCGCCGGUGCAGCGCCGCGCUGCUCCGCCGCCGCUUCAAACCUGCCUCCUCGCCGCUCCUCUCCUCACUCUCCUUCCCCGCCUCCUCCACGGAAGUAGCCGAAAAGCGGCGCCGUCUCUGCGGACUCGUCCACCCGCCGCCGGCUGUCAGCCCGAGCAGGGGCUCCGCUCCCGCCGCAGGAGGAGAAAGGUUACUUCCACAACAACUUGUAUGAGAAAACAGCCGCUCCACAUCCAGACACCCCCAACUCCUCCUCCCUGCCCUCCUUGGUGGCAGGGUGGAUCCAGAAGGCUUGGCUUGAUUCCAGCGAGGAGCCGAUCCUGCAGCCACUUCCAUCACGUCUUCACCUCUGGCUGCAGGGCGGCCCUCGUGGCCGGGAUGCCGCUGUGUGCCGUGCCAGUCCACUGUGGACGGUGAGGGGCAAGAAGAAGGGACUGAGUGCCGGAGACUAAGAGGAGGCGGCCCUCACCACACAGCAGACAUGAACCUUUGCUGGAAUGAAAUCAAACGCAAGUCCCACAACAUCCGGGCGCGGCUGGAAGCCUUCUCUGACAACAGUGGGAAGCUGCAGCUCUCCCUUCAGGAGAUCAUAGAAUGGCUGACAGCCAAGGACGAGGAGCUGUCGGAGCAGCUGCCCAUAGGAGGCGACGUGGGGGCCGUCCAACACCAGAGGGAGUUCCACCAGGCGUUCAUGGAGGAUGUCAAGUCUCGCGGGCCCUUCAUCUACUCCAUUUUAGAGUCAGCUCAGGCCUUCCUCACUCAGCACCCCUUCCAGGAGCCAGAGGAGACCCUGACUGAUGGAAAAGAAGUGUCUCCACGUCGGCGAAUCUUGAACGCGAGUCGUUCGGUGUGGAAGCAGGCAAACGUGGCCAGUGACCUGUGGGAAAAACUGACAGCUCGCUGUGUGGACCGCCACAGACACAUGGAAAGGACACUGGAGCGCCUUUUACAAAUCCAGGCUGCCAUGGAGGAGCUGGCUGGAGCCCUGGAGCAGGCAGAGGGGGUGAGGGAUGCCUGGGAGCCUGUAGGCGACCUCUUCAUCGACUCUCUUCAGGACCACAUAGAUGCUACCAAGUUGUUCAAGGAGGAGCUGACUCAGGUGAAGGAGGGCAUGAAACACAUCAACGACCUGGCUCACCAGCUGGCAAUCUCUGACGUUCAUUUGUCCAUGGAGAAUGCCCGCGCUCUGGAGCAUCUCAACAACCGCUGGAAAGUGCUUCAGGGUUCCAUAGAGGAGCGGCUGAAGCAGCUCCAGGAUGCACACAGAGACUUUGGCCCUGGAUCGCAGCACUUCCUUUCCAGUUCAGUGCAGAUACCGUGGGAGCGUGCCAUCUCCCCAAACAAAGUGCCCUACUACAUCAACCACCAGGCCCAGACGACAUGCUGGGACCAUCCAAAGAUGACAGAGCUGUACCAAGCGCUGGCGGAUCUGAACAACAUCAAGUUCUCAGCGUACAGAACGGCAAUGAAGCUGCGGAGAGUUCAGAAGGCUUUGAGAUUGGAUUUAGUGUCACUCAGCGGCCUCUCCGAGGUGUUCCGGGAGCAGGAGCUGCAGCAGGCGGAGCGCCUGAUGGAUGUGGUGGAGGUGAUUCACGGCCUGACAGCUCUGUAUGAGAAGCUGGAGGAGCAGAGGUCUAUCCUGGUCAACAUUCCUCUUUGUGUCGAUAUGUGUCUCAACUGGCUGCUCAACGUUUACGACAGCGCUCGGAAUGGCAAAAUGCGAUUUCUCAGCUUCAAGAUGGGAUUGGUGUGCUUGUGCAACGCUGACGUCCAGGAGAAAUACAAAUAUUUGUUCCGUCAGGUGUCUGGUCCUGGGGGUUUGACAGACCAGCGCCACCUCAGCCUGCUGCUCCAUGAAGCCAUCCAGAUCCCCCGCCAGCUGGGCGAAGUUGCUGCUUUCGGCGGCAGCAAUGUGGAGCCAAGUGUUCGUAGCUGCUUUCGCAUGGCUCCUGGGAAACCUUCCAUCGAGGUGUCUCACUUCCUAGAAUGGAUGAGCCUGGAGCCUCAGUCAAUGGUUUGGCUGCCCGUCCUCCACCGUGUGACUGCUGCUGAGUCCACCAAGCACCAGGCCAAAUGCUAUAUCUGCAAACAAUGUCCCAUCAGGGGAUUCAGGUAUCGCAGUUUGAAGCAGUUCAAUGUGGACAUCUGCCAGACGUGUUUUCUAACCGGCCGCACAAGCAAGGGAAAGAAGCUGCACUACCCCAUCAUGGAGUACUACACCCCAACAACCUCGGGAGAAAGGAUGAGGGACUUUGCCAAGACUCUGAAGAACAAGUUCAGGUCAAAGCAGUACUUCACAAAGCACCCGCAGAGAGGUUAUCUGCCAGUGCAAUCUGUGCUGGAAGCUGAGAGCUCAGAGACGCCGUGCUCUUCACCGAGGCUGCCUCAUGCUGACACACACAGCAGGAUUGAACAUUAUGCAAGCAGACUGGCAGAAAUGGAAAACCAGAAUUGUUCAUUCUUCACGGACAGCCUGUCUCCUGAUGAAAGCCUGGAUGAAGAUCAGUACCUCCUGCGUCACUCCAGCCCAGCCCUGGAUCAGGACUCGCCCUGCGGACAGCACAUGCUGCUGGCUCACCUGGAGCACCAGGACAAGGAGCAGCUGCAGCACACCCUGGCCCGCCUGGAGAACGAAAACAGGGUGCUGCAAAGCGAGUACAGACGCCUCAAGUGGAAGCACGAAGAGGCCGCGUCCGUUCCCAUGCUGACCGAGGCUGGAGAGGACGGCCUGGGCUCGCCCACAGCGGGGGGGCAGCAGGACGAGGAGCUCCUGGCCGAAGCCCGGGUCCUGAGGCAGCACAAGACACGCCUGGAGACCCGCAUGCAGAUCCUGGAGGACCACAACAAACAGCUGGAAUCUCAGCUGCGCAGGCUCAGGGAGCUGCUGCUACAGCCCAAAGAGGAUUCAGAGGCGAAUGGAUCCGAACCGUCGACGCUCUCCUCUCCUGUGUCUGGAGGAGGUCACCACGGAGAGCCGGCAAGCAGGGAGACGACGGACACGGAGGCAGCAGCAGAGGACGUGGAGCAGGACACCGUGCUGCAGCUCCAGGAGGUCAUCGAGCAGCUGAGAAACGUCUUCCCCUCAGAACCGGGCACCACGUCACACAUUUAGGGCUGUGGGUGCUUCCAGCAGCAGAGAGAUGACCUGAGAGGGGGCCAGACAGCAGAGGGGGGGGUCUCCACACGGCGAAGCAGGCCCUGUGACGGCUGCAGCGGCUGGGAUGCUCAGUCACUCCUCCUGCAGACUGACGUGCACUGAAAAGCUUUCUCGAGUGGCUCACCGCUGAUGUCCUUCAGCUUUCUUAACUUCAGUGGUGAUGACGAGCCGAACGGAGCAAAAGUUAGCGCCUAAAAGACUGGGGAUGAGCCAAAACACUGUGCUUACCAGUAUCUGUGUAGUCAUUCAGAGAUGUGAAGCUUUAUAUCAGUCCACAGCACAAAUGUAACCCUACAGAACAUUUAGGAGAGUGCAAGAGUGAAGGGUAUCUGCCUGUACCUUAGACGUUUCUUUUCCCAUGAAUGUGUCAUCCUGGUUGUUGUAUGUGAGAACCGAACCCCUCUCCGACUGAUUUCAUGUUGGCGUGUGGUGCAAGUUUUAGUUUCAAGCAAUCCGCAGAAGAGUUUGUUUGCGAGAAUGAUAUAUAGGAUCAGUUAAAUCCACGACAGCCAAAGUGCCCGCUAACACAGCGCCUCUGUACGCGCACACUGUGCUCUGCUAAUCUCCUAAACUGCUUGUCACUCCCAUCGCUCUCACAAAUGAGCUCUUCAGACCACACCACACACGCUGCCGCUGCUACACACAGCCACUAUUUACUGUGCCCCCUUUCCCACGUCGCGCACAAAAGCACGAGCGAUGCAAACAGCCCGCAUGAUUAAUAACACGCUGUUCUGCAUCGCACUUUCAGAUUUAUCAAGAGCCGUUUCAUUUCUGCGGGGGUUAUGGCAGGCUUUCACUUUUUCAGACAUUUUACGGCGUUAACUGAAAUUUCAUUGACGAAACAAACGCAGAUAAAUAUCAGCGCCGGGCCUCCACCCUGAGAUCUUACUCUACUCCUGCUGUGCAGAGAAGGAGCUGCAGUGUGGGUCUGCCCCGCUCUCGGCACGGCCAAUUCCAGAGCCCACAGGGGGUGCUGGAGGCACGCCGUCAUCACGCAGCCCGACUGACAUCAUCCAUAAUAAUCCCCUCAUUCCCUCUGGAGGCGGAACAGCAGCAGCACUGGACUCUGCACGUACCCAAUUUCCUUUGCUAAUGAACACCUAAUUUACAAAAAAACGUAUGUUUGUGAUGGAUCUGGAGUCGGGUUAUGCCUUAAAACCUCACUGAAUCCAAACGUUUUUAAUCAUUCCUCAGAUGUUUGUGAAAGUGACAGAACGAGUGUGGAUCAUUAAUGUGGGCUGAAAGUAUCGGAGAAGGACUCUGAGGGGUGUAAGACUAAAAGAUGGGAAAGAAAUGAGUGGAAGGUGAUAAAAAAAAACAAUGCAUUUGGCCUGAGGGCUGGUGGGAAAGAUCCUCUUUGAUGGAGUGACUGGAGUUCAGCGGGUCUGAUUCUGCGCAUUUUCUUUGCAAUCACGCCAAGUCAUUGUCAGCUAAAGAUGCACCUUCACUCCGAGAGGUGCAUUCUGAACAAAGGAGGCUCUCCAAAAUCAAAUACGCCACUCUGAAGGCCAUGUACUGCAUUCAUUCUGGAAUCCAGGCAUGCAACGUUCACGUCUGACGCCAUCCUGAGAGUUUUCAUUCGGUUGCUAAGAAACUGUCCCCAAGGACGCAGGUUUUUUUUUUUUUUUUCCAACUAUAGGUGAUGCCAUUUUUCUUUUCUCUAACACUAAUAGCCUUAAGGGGAGCAAAUGAAACCCCUUGUUUUCCUCCGUUUUCUCCACUUCUGGCUGCUGAAGAUCUUCAUUUUUUGGUGGAACCUUUCUAUGCAUCCAGAGUUUGUGUGUCACUCAUUAGAUGGAGCUCAAUGUGGGAGAAAAAAAAAAGCCAUGACAAGCAGUGUUUAUUCAUCCUCAUUUAUCUACGGGUAUUUACACAUCUCAUUACACAAUAAUGAUUACCCAUCACAGCUCUUAGAAGUGGGAGCACAAAUGAUGUAGGCGAGGAGGCAUUUCCCCCUCGUGUCAGCAGCUGUCAGACUGACUCUCAGACAGCUGACAUAAAUACAUUAAUGAUAGAAUUAUCAUUUACAGUUGGUCCCCGCGCUGACGCUCAUUUAGUCUCAUUCCCUUCAUAAUCGGAGGUCAGAUCCAUUCCUUUCAUAGGCUGACUGUAUUAAAGCCCUCUCCCGCUCAGCCUGACAGUCCCUGCUCCCUGUGGCAUGACAGGAGAUUGGAGAUAAAGUUCUCCGCAGAGGCAGAAGUCACCUCAAAGAGCUGCUCUGCCAGACUUCAGACCUCUGUUAUCGUGCCAACAAACCCGCCUUCGCGCCGCGCUCCAUCCUCCUUGGCGUUCACCAGAAUGUAACAAGGUCACGUUUGCCACAUAAACAACCGUUUCAGUUACAGUUUCAUCUUGUUAAACUUAUCAUCCCUCAGUGUUCUCAUAAACAUUUAUUUUUUUGUCGUCCAGAACUCUGACUGUCUUUUUCUGGGAUUUUUAAUCGGAGGUUUUCUGAGGAAAGGCUUUUUACUGUAAUAAUAACAAGUGGGUUACGGCUGCUUUCUACUCUUUGUGUACAGAAAUAAAACUUUGUAUUUGCCAAA
Oryzias melastigma (Indian medaka) is the source of this 6994-nucleotide messenger RNA. It is a transcript of the gene drp2, whose product is annotated as dystrophin related protein 2. Lineage: Eukaryota; Metazoa; Chordata; Actinopteri; Beloniformes; Adrianichthyidae. The transcript is spliced from 25 exons. Gene Ontology annotation, molecular function: zinc ion binding; protein binding. The record is from RefSeq and is a predicted model, not a curated record. The coding region runs from base 1776 to 4406 and encodes 876 amino acids. Gene Ontology annotation, cellular component: plasma membrane. Gene Ontology annotation, biological process: synaptic signaling.